Molecule: messenger RNA, 1654 nt
Organism: Quercus robur (English oak)
Lineage: Eukaryota; Viridiplantae; Streptophyta; Magnoliopsida; Fagales; Fagaceae
Product: SHUGOSHIN 2-like
Exons: 9
Coding region: 505-1434 (309 amino acids)
Biological process (GO): meiotic sister chromatid segregation; maintenance of meiotic sister chromatid cohesion
Cellular component (GO): chromosome, centromeric region; nucleus
Source: RefSeq, a predicted model, not a curated record
CUUUCUCAAAUGCUCCUUCUUUUUUCUUUUUCACUUUCUUUCUUCACCCAAUUUUCUCAGAAUCCAAGCGUUGUUUCACAGCCAAAAUACACUCUCAAAGAAAAGAGAAGAAAGAUUUUUGAGUAAAAAACAAAAAGGGCUUUGCUUAAAUCUUUAUUCUUUGCAGCCCAUUUGAAAGAGUAGUAGUAGUAGUUGGUUCUUGUAUAUGUAAUAAUUUUCAUUCUUUAGUAUCACUCUUUUGUGGGUAACCAAUAAUCUCUAAGACCCUUAUCAGAAUAUCCCUUUCGUGCUCUCUGAAACUUCCUCCUUUUUCUUCUUCUCUUAUCUGUAAUUUUCAUUUCAUAUCUGGGUAUCCCUUGUUUUGUCAAAUCCCACUCUCAUUUUUCACUUGGGGUCUAGUUUUUCUUCACAAUACCACUGUUUCUGAAGUGGGAAUCACAUUUCUUGGUGACCCUUUUGAGUUCUUGAAAGUUUGAAUUAGGGUUUGUGCUGGAAUUUGACAGCAUGAAAGGUGAUAGAAUGGCAAAGAGAUCGUCUUUCGGAAGCAUAAUGAGGAAGAAACUAUCUGACAUUACGAACUUGCAGGCGCAAGGUUCCCCGAGUCAAGAUGAAAAGCAGCCUGAGAUUUCUCAACCAGAUAAGGACUACAUUGACAAGCUCUUAAAGGGGGUUUCUGUUGUGAAUUUUCUGAACCAGGAAAGAAUGACUUUGGUGAAGCUUAUUGCAGAGAGGAAUAAAAUCAUUGAACUGAGUGGAGCUGAGUUGCAGAAAAUGCGAGUCAGUCUUCAGAAAUUGCAGCUGCAGAAUUGGAACCUUGCUCAAUCAAACAGCCAGAUGUUAGCGGAACUUAAUUUAGGAAAAGACAAGCUAAAAGAACUUCGGCAUGAGCUUGGAUGCAAGAAUGCCUUACUUAAAGCAAAGAAUAUGGAACUUGAGGGUAAAACAGAGUCAAAGCAUAAAAAUACUGGCUCUCAGGAAGGAGAGGUGGCAGCAGAGCAAUCAUUGCAUGUAACUAAUGACAAUGACAAAACUUGUAAGCGUAAUAGAAGGCGCACCGCAAGAAGCCAAUCUAUGGGCCCUUCUACUUCACACAAAAAAGUUGUAGAUAAAGAGAAGGUUGAAAAUAAAAGGCGUUGUUUGAGAAGGCAAUCCGCUAGGUUUAAAUCCCAUGAGAGGGAACCUACAGAGAACUUAUUCGAAAUAGAAGAUGCUAAACUUCUGGUAAGUCAAUCACAUGAAAAUUCUAUACAAGAGGAGCCUGUUCCAUUGAAUUCAUCUUUCAAAAAUGAAGAGGAAGGCAAAAAUUGUGUGCCAAGAAAUGAAGCACAAGUAUCACUAAGAUCUUCAAUUGGAAGACCAUUACGAAAAGCUGCUGAGAAGGUUCAGUCCUACAAGGAAGCUCCUCUUAAAAGUAAAAUGCGUAGGGAAGAGUGAUUAGAAUCUGUUGCAUAUGAAUCUCCCUCCAUAUGUUCACUUCUUUCUGUGCGGGUGUAACUUAGGAUACUCUAUGGUUGUGGUACUGUUAUUUCACAUUGUUGUGAUAUUAUCUGUGAUUUUAUUUUAAUUGCAAAAAAAUUGUAUAUCCAAUCAAGAAACAUUGAUGAUGAUGUAUUGGUUUUAUUUUUUAUGAAGAGCAAAUGCAUUUCUUUUGUAA